Molecule: messenger RNA, 4809 nt
Organism: Guillardia theta CCMP2712
Lineage: Eukaryota; Cryptophyceae; Pyrenomonadales; Geminigeraceae
Exons: 6
Coding region: 1-4809 (1602 amino acids)
Molecular function (GO): protein binding
Source: RefSeq, a predicted model, not a curated record
AUGGACGACUCUCUCGACGCUUCCUCCGAUGACAGCACCGUAUCGCUGUCCCCUCUCCCCUUCGGCUCCAACUGGAAGGAGCAGUCGAUCUGGUCCUCGCACCUCAACGUCUACCUGGACAAGCUCGACUUGAUCGAGACGGGAGCAGGGAAGGAGUUGAAGAGAAAACUCUCCCCGCGUCCCUCCACCUCCGGCUCCGUUGCCUCCCUCCACGACGCCUACUCCCCCUCCUGCCCUCCCCUGGACUGGUCAAAGCUCAACUCCAAAGAUGCCGACCAGCUCUGCAACUCGGAGGACAGGUUCCAUCAUGCGCUGCACGGCAGCUACAUCUUCGAUCCUCCCGUGUCCCUUGGGCAGCGGCUCGCACGUGCUGGGCUGAAGACGCCGGAGAGAGGAGGCAGCCGCCUGCUCGAGGUCGCCAUCAGCUGCGAGGAUCUCCCGCUGAACUCAGCUGGGAAGCCGCCGGACACGUCAUGUACCCUGCUCGUCUACUCCCUGCUGGAGAGGAAGUGGGCCGAGGCGUGGGGGUCGGAGGUGGUGGUCCGGUCGCAGGCUCCUGUCUUUCAGCGUAUGCUCAGGCUGAGCUUUCCCGCCGGCGUCGCUCCUGCCGUCCUCGUGCUCUUCGACAUGCAGAAAUCCGGCAAGGGCAAGGGAGGAGGGAGGAAAGAGAUCGGGAGGGUCAAGCUCGACCUUGAGGAGGUUAGCAACUCUUGCCAGCGCUCCUCUAGGAUAGGAAGAGUCACCCUCAGCCUGAAGAAGAAGGGGAAGGAGGAAGAGGGAGAAGAAGAGGAACAGGAAGAGGAGGAGAACGGUGGUGAGCGUCCAGAGCUGGGGAGGGUGACCCUUGGGGUUGAGAGGAUCAAGGACGAAAACCUGGUGUCGACGAGGCUGAGGAAAAUGGCGAGGAACGCCAGCAACGGAGGAAAUGAGCUGCAGACUCCGAACAAGUUCGUCCCUCGCUUCCAGCGUGGCCUGCUGCGGCUGCAGCAGACGGCCAUGGACCUGUUCUGCGACUACAAGACCGUAGACUGCCGCAACGAGAUUAAGUCGAGCGUGAGGAGGAGGGAUCAUGAUAUCAGCCUUCAGGUUUUCCUCAACAUCCUCUCCUACUGCGGCAUCCUGGACCAAAUCUCGUCCAGCGGGCAAGACGAGCUUUCGGAGCUGAUCCCGGAGCAGGAGAGGACGCUGAAGAUUUCGAGGGAGGAGGCAGUCUCCGCGUUCAAGGCGGGGGUGAAGGAGAAGGGGGUUGAGGUUGCCUUGGGCACAUCGAAACUGAGGAGGGAGCAGUUUGAAGAGAGCAUGCGUCAAGUCGUCUCCUUCAUCCACGAUAGGAACGAGAAGAAGUUCGACAAGAACGCGCCGCUGGAGCAGCAAACCUCCGAUUCCCUCGCUCCUCGCUCCUCCACCGCUGUGUCUCCCAGGAGGAGCUUCCUCCUCCGCACGCCUUCAGGGCAGUACGACCGACUGAGCUCCCGGCGGGCCUCAAGGAGCAAGACGCUCACAGACCGUCUGCGGGAGGAGCAUGCGGAGAGGUUGGGGGGAUUUCCAGCUCUACCCCAGGAGGCGACCAGCUCCAGCCUCCCUUCCUCAAGGCUGAACUCAGCGAGGAAGAGUGGAGAGCGAAAGCAUCUCCCGAGUGGCUCUCAGACAGACAGGACUCACAACAGGACCGCCUCCUCCUCUCUCGCUUCGCCCCCUCCCUCCCGCUCUGCUCCCAAGAGGCCACAGACUAGCGGGAAGCCGGUUCCCUUCCUCAGGCAGAGCGAGAUCGGCUCCCUCCUUCUGUACGCGCCCACCAGCCCCAACGUUCAGAUCCGCAAGCUGGUGGCGAAGCCGAUUGCGGCUCUGUCGUCGUCGGAGGAGAGCAGCGGGAUCAUGCAGGAGAACGGAGUGGUGCAGGUACUGGUGGGGAUGCUGAGGGGGCGCGACAAGGAGAUCAUGCUUGACUGCUUCGACGCGCUCUCGCAGCUCGUAAGGACGAGCAGGAGAGCGUGCGAGGACUUCGUGGAGAGGAAGGGGCUCGAGCUCUGCUUCUCCUUCCACCAGGACAGCAGCCCUGCCUGCUCCUCCGCCCUCGACCUCCUCGAAGGAGUCUUACUCUCUUCCUCCUCCUCCGCCGACGUGGGCGAUCGAUUCAGCGAGCGGAACCUCAAGGGGAUUGUGAAGUUUGCCAGUCUCAACGACAACCCGCACGCCGCCAAGAGCUCCAUCCUCCUGAUGCGACUGACGAGGUCGGCGGUGGGGAUGGCAGAGACGUGGGAAGCUCUGAGGGCGGAGGGGGAGAGACACGAGAUCGCUCUGGAGGAGGACGAGCACUCAGGGAUGAAGAUGCUCCUGCGCUGCUUCCGCCUGCCCUGGGUCUUCGAUCCGUGCUCGGAGAAAACGAUCCUCUACCACAGCAUGAAGUACGACAGCACGGAACGAGACUCCAGCUCCUCCAUCGGUCGCAACCUCCUCCUCGCCCUCUGGGCCUUGAUGGCACCAUCCAACGACAACCAGCGGACGUGCGUUGAGGGGCUCGUAAGAGACGGGGCACACGAGGUCUUGUCGGAGGUCCUGCAGGAGAGGGAGGGGGAGAUCAUCGAGGAAGACGACGUCCUCUCCCUCCGCUGCCUGUCGAGAAUGAGCCAGGCGCUUUCCGUGAUGGGGACCGACCUGGUCGACUCCAGCAAGAUUCCCAUCGUCAUGCACAUGCUCAAGAGCGAGCAGCAUGCAGAGCCCUUCUGUUGGCUCGAGGAGGAGGCGCUCCUGCAGAUGAUUCGCUCCUGCCGUUUCCAGAGGAAGGAGGCGAACAGCAUCCUGGCCAGGCAGGAGGACGAGGAGACCAGCUGCUUUCUGAUUGUCUCGGGGAGCGUGCGGGUCAUCUCCUCUGUCAAGAGCUCCACCAAGAUGAACGAGCUCACGACGCUCAAGGGAGGAGCGCUCUUCGGCAGGUCGAGCAUGAUGCAGGGGGAGCCCAGGAACGCCACCCUUCUGGUGCAGGAGGAGGCAGAAAUCCUAGAGAUCUCGCUGUCCUCCUUCCUCCUCUCCCUCGCCCAGUUCUCAUCGAGGCAGGUGAAGUUGAAGGUGCUGAGGAAGAUGAAGAAAGAGGGUCUGCACCCGAACAGGAGCAAGGACGCUGUGUUCAGCUGUGGGAGGGGGGAAGUUCUGCAGGCGCAGAGCAGGAGGGGGAUCUUCUGCCUUCAAGGCUGUCUCGUCCGCGUCCUCCAAGUCCUCCUUCACCGAAUGCCCAAGGUCAGCAAGUUCGAGGAGCAACUCAAAACAGACGACGAGGUCCAGAGCUCGGCAUGCGUGCUGCUGGCGAACGCUUCCCAGCUCCCCGACAACGCUCUGUUUGCGGUUAGGAGGGGAUUCAUGGUGCCUCUGAUGAACCUGCUCUUCUCCUCCUCCUCCUCCAUCUCCAAGAACGCUGAGCUGGCGCUGCUGAAGAUCUUGUCCUCCCACGAGGUCAGGGGAGAGGUGGCCGCGUCCCAGAGGAAGCGGAGGGGAGAGAAGGAGGAGGGCGAGGAGGGCAGCAUCGACCUUUCAGACCUCCUCUCCUCCUGCAUCGCCAAGAAGCUGAGCAUGGCGAUCGCACAUCAGACGUGCAACCUGACCAUGCUCGAGCUGUUGUCCCAUCUCAUCCGCGACAACCGGACGCGCACCAUCUUGUUCCGGAAGCUGACGUGCCCUGGCCUCCUCUUCCUCAUCAAGGACUCCCUCGAUCAGCUGGACCAGGUGGGAGGAGGCAGCGGCGAAGGCUCCUUGUCCUCGGACAUCAUCCUCCCCAGCCUCAAGGCGUUGGAGAUCGUAUCCCGUCAGCAGGAGGUCUUCACUCACUUCCAUGACCCCCUCCUCCUCGACUGGAUCGAGCGACUGGUCCAGCGGUGCCAGCCGCAUGAGGAAGAAGUAUCGCAGACGUUCCUGCUCUUAACCCAUCGCUUCUGCGGCAACAAGAAGGAGAGCGCGAUCCCCGAGUGGUCCAGGCUGCGCUCGUACGAGGCGAGCAAGCAGGCAAGUAAGGCAACCACGUCGGCAGCGAUCAAGGAUGCGCUGUCGAGCAGCAAGGAGAUGAAGAAGUCGAGAAUAUCCCGGCUGAUGAGGAUGGCACAACUGCAGUCCGAGGAGUCGUGGGAGAGCAACUUUGACUGGCUCUUCCAUAGGAAGCAGGACGGGUCGACGAUGCUGCGGGAGCUAGAGAGCUGGCAUGCUGACAGGACCAAGCUGCAGUCGGAGCAGCUCAGGACGGGGCUCGACGCCGUUCUGCAGCUGAACAAGCAGCGGGAGGACAUAACGAGCGUGAUGAAGAGAGUGCUGCAGGCUGCGAUCAGGAGCAGAGACUGCAACGAGGCGCUGAGCAAGCUCCAGGACGCAGGAGUGAUCAACGGCAGCGAUGGCGUCCUCUCCUUUCUCAAUGAGAAGGAGCAGAAGAGGAGGAUGCGGAACUUGCAGAUGGCCAGCAGGCAUGUCUCCUUCCCUGACUCCUCCGCCUUCUGCCGGCUCCCGAGCAGCUUCGGGAGGCGGCUGAGCUCAGAGGACGGGAUGAUCGCGUUCGGAAGCAAGAUAGCAGAGAACGUGAUCAUGGAGAGCAAGCUCAUGCGAUCGCCGACUAGGCACAAUGCCGAUGUUCAGAUGGAUUAUGAGCCACCCAACUGGAAGAACAUCAUCCUGCUCAUGCAAGCAGUUCAGGCCAUGAGGACGCUAGCCAAACAUCGCGGCAAGAAGAAGUACUUCGCCUCUUUGGCUCGUGCCGCUCUCUUCAUCGAGCGGAUAUCGCGCAUUGAUAAGAUGGUCGAAACUCUCUCCAAUCUCAUUCAUAAGCCUCCUUGA